Dioscorea cayenensis subsp. rotundata (Guinea yam) is the source of this 898-nucleotide messenger RNA. RefSeq lists its product as uncharacterized. The record is from RefSeq and is a predicted model, not a curated record. NCBI's taxonomy places the organism in Eukaryota, Viridiplantae, Streptophyta, Magnoliopsida, Dioscoreales, Dioscoreaceae. The coding region runs from base 124 to 552 and encodes 142 amino acids. The transcript has 2 exons.
AAUAUUUAAACAAUAACAAAUUUCAUCAAUUCACAAGGUUAAAACGGUAAUUUCACCACUACUAUAGAUAAGGCAGUGCCGGGGGGCUCACAGAAUCGCACGGUGAAGGAGAGAAGUGUGGAAAUGGCGGCCACGGCGCUCGGAUCUCUGAGCUUCUUCGGCACUCUCCGUCCACCAUCCACCUCUACAGCCCGCCGAUCAAAGAAACCACUGAUGAUCCAUUCCCGAUUCGAGCGACCGCUCGAGGAUAUCUACAACGUGCGAGUGGAGCGCGGCAUCUCCAAAGCGCGGCUGGAGAAGCUCGGCAUCGAUCGAUGGUCCACAUGGAAGACGGGCAAGUGCCAGUUCCCGUGGGAUUGGCACGUCGAUCAGCUGGUCUACGUGGUCAGCGGCGAGGUCCGCGUCGUCCCCGAGGGCGCCACUUCCGGCGAACGACACAUGCGGUUCGUCGCCGGCGAUCUGAUCCGCUACCCUAAGUGGUUCGAGGCUGAUAUCUUCUUCAAUGGACCUUAUGAGGAGAAAUAUCGGUUCUUGGCCUUUGGAGAGGAUUGAAAUUGAAAUCUAAAUCCCUAAAAAUAGUUCUCCAGGUAAGUUAAUCACUGGCAUAGAUAUGCUACUGCCCUUGGUACUGACUGACUCAAGAUGCAGUUACUUCCAAUGGUCCUGGCAAUGGAGGCCCAAACUCAAAGCAACUUCUUAUGUUUUGGAGGAAGAAAUGAACCUGCUGAGUGUUGUUGGUCUAGUAGAGAAGUUAAGGGUGACCUGCCCAAUAUUUCCUGAAGCAAUGACUGAUAUGUGUCACUAUUAUGUGUUUUGUUCUAUUUCUUGCUGUUUUUGUAGAACAUUUUAUAAUUAAUGAAAGCUUGGAGCCUAAUGGUAGCAAAUUACAUUUCAAAAA